Osmia lignaria (orchard mason bee) is the source of this 3614-nucleotide messenger RNA. Its product is annotated as putative fatty acyl-CoA reductase CG5065. Gene Ontology annotation, biological process: long-chain fatty-acyl-CoA metabolic process. Gene Ontology annotation, cellular component: peroxisome. Gene Ontology annotation, molecular function: alcohol-forming very long-chain fatty acyl-CoA reductase (NADP+) activity. Lineage: Eukaryota; Metazoa; Arthropoda; Insecta; Hymenoptera; Megachilidae. The record is from RefSeq and is a predicted model, not a curated record.
UUACGGUUGAAAGGAUAAAUUGUUUGUAAUGCGCAGAGCUUGCGAAGCUUCCAUUAUCCGAUGCAACCUGUUAUCCAAACGGUUCCGUUUCCCGGCAGCCUCUAAUAAACCGAACUUCCACGCGAAACGAAACGAAAACAGAAACGACCGCAAUUUAAGGAGAUAACGUUAUUCCGGCGAAUUCGUUGUUAUAUAUGUACAUAUUAGUACACGUUUGCGAGUGGCAUAAACGCGGAAACGUUGAAAAUCGUGGAAAGGGUGCAUCCAGCCGUUGCGUUGGUUGCCAAUCUUGGUAACCGUACACCCGGUACUCUCAUUUACAUGGAGAUGUCCCAGACGUUUGUGAAGCGUCUGUGCAUGAUCAAGGACCGUCCGUUCCUCGUUUGUCGUUGUCGAAGGGACUGCAACAAGGGUUGAGACGCGGCACAUUAAAGGGGAAACCUAAGGGAUGUACAUCUCGGGUUUAGAAUUGAAUUAAAUUGCGGCGAAUAACGGAUAUUCGAUAUUCCAUCUUGCAAAUCUCUCCGAAAUUUGAUCAGCAAUCGAUGGUAAAAAUAUUCGAUUGCCUCACCGCGAAUUCGUCGAUGAAACGCAAGGCGGUAGUAAAAGGACGGUAAGUGGGUUGCAGCGAGAAGCAAUGGAGUUGCUUUCUUUUCCCAUCGGUCAGUCAAAGAGCAUGGCUCUAAGCGAGUGGUACGCGGAUCGCGAGCUGCUCCUAACCGGAGUGACCAGUGAUUUCGGACGAGCUCUCCUCGAAAAGAUUCUUCGUUCGUUUCCGAACGCGAAGGUGUACACGGUGCUCAGAUCACGGAACGGCUUGGAUAAAGAGGACAGAAUCAGGAAUAUCUUUCUAUCGCCUCGGUUCGAGAGGGUUAGGCAGGAGUUGCCUGAUGCGAUUUCUCGCGUAAAAGCGUUCGAGGGUAAUCUAGUGUACGAUGGACUGGGCACGAUGAAGGAAGACAGGAAGCUUUUGCAAAACGUCAGCGUGGUGUUGCACGCGGGUGGACCGUGCCAAAAGCUGUUCGAGUUUUGCCAAAAGUUGCCGCGUUUGGAAGUGGCAGCGAUCGUCUCGAGCGUUUUUCACCAAGAGGGUAGAACGAGCGAAGGGUCGAGAGAGGAGGACGUAGCGAAUGUACCUGUGGCUUUCUUGAGGCUUCCUUUGAUCGGUCCAGCUUAUCGCGAGCCUAUGCCCGGUUUCGUUGAUGUACUUACAGGACCGACUGCCCUGAUUGUAGGAGCGGGUUUCGCCCUUGGCAAGUCUCAGUUGCGAGCAGAAAUCAUACCGAUCGAUUUGGCGGUGAACAGUCUGAUCGUUUCUGCUUGGGAACGAGCCACCAUAAAGAACGUUCAAGAGACGGUGGUGUACAACGCGAUACCCGUCGACUGCACUUGGGCCGAGUUGAUUAAGAAAGGUCGACGAGGCAACCGAAAGUUUACAUAUCCGACUUUUGGACUUCGCGGAAUGACGUCUAUAGCGGGGCUUCACUGGAUUCUGGUGUUGCUGUUUGAAUGGCUGCCAUCCGCAUUCUGCGACACGAUUCUCAGCCAGCUCGGAGCAAAGAAGAGGCUUCUCGAGGAGCAACGAAGAGUUCGUAAUGCGCUUCGAUCCCUCGAGUCAAUUUCAUCGAGGUCGUGGUCAGCAGAGAGGAAUCGCUUGUACCUGCUUCACCAACGUCUCAGCUCGGAGGAGCAAGAUGCAUUUCCGGUUGCCGCGGAAAUCGACGUCGAGAGUUACGUUCUGUGCGCGACCGCAGCAGCGAGGAAGUAUUGCGUGGACGAUAGCAAUAUCGGAAUCGUGAAAAUCUUUCGGCUACUUUUCUUCCUUUCUAUCGCCGUCGCUUUUCUCUCCAUGUUUUUCUUUAAUAAAUAUCGAACGUCCGAAACGGUCACGCGACGCGAAAUCGAACAAUUUUAAUCUGUUAACUGUUCUAAUCAAAGGGAUCUUUCUACUGUAUAUAGUAACAAGAAAGUAAUACGAUUUUAUUGCACGGUGGGCAUAAGAUUCGAUACGUCCGUAAUUUUAUAAAUUUUCUAACAAAAACACAGGCACGUAAUGAGUUUUAAAGUCGCAAAUUAAACAGAAACUUCCAUACGGUACGUUCUGCCUUGUAAAAACAGAACUACCUAACGAGCUUUGAAACCUAAAAUCGAAGAGAAAUAUCCACACGGUAGAUUCUACUCGUUAAAAUAUCGAAGCAAUUUCCCACCCCCCUGAAUGUUCCUUCCCGUUUCCCGUAAAAAAGAAGACAUCAUUUACGAACGGAAAUUCACUCGCCCUUUUUCCUAGCUCGCUUCCCAAUGUAACCGUAUAAUAACAGCAGGAUCUAACGAGUUAAUUUGAAUGCUGCCCUCGACGAGAACGGUCAACGGUAUUGCUUAAACUGCUGGCCGAAUAAUUGGAGGAAAAGUUUGCACAGAGGGAGAGAGCUGCAGCAACGUUUCAUCAACUUUCCUUCUCCCUCGUCUCCCUUCACCUUUUUACCCAUCAAUUCGGUCGUGCCGUUUUAAUUGGUUCCGUUUCGCGUUCGCCCGACCAGCUCGCAUAUAAUUUUCAAACAUGUUUACAGUACCUUUUGAACUGCACAAUUUUCAUUAAGCCGGAAAACAGGUGUUCGUAGAAGGUGAAGAGUCGUUGACGUUUUAAACGUGUCCGAGUCGAAUGGCACGCGAGACCAUUUACGUAAAAUUGGAAAGCGUUUCGAGACACCUUCGCCGAGAAAGCGUUCUCGUAACGUUCAGUAACGCGGAUCAGAUUUUAAUCUCGAGUCUAUCCACGUCCGGUGUUAUUAGUCCCACGAUCCUGUAACGCGUUGUUUACCUUCCUUCGGUUCCUUUUUCUCUGACUUUCGACUGGCAACGAAAUGUCAUCGGCCUCUGUUUAACAAUCCGCUACGAAAGGUAGAAAUAUUCGUCCGUAAAGGUUGAUGAAUUCUAAAAGCAAGACAUUGGGCACGACGAUCGAUGACGAAAGGUCGAUAUGGAUAUACAUUUCACGGAUGCGUUGGUAUUCAAAAUACCGAAUGUAUAAAUAUGGCAGCAGUUGAGUGGAGUGCAUGGCAAAUAUUCGUGAGAAUUGUGCAAGGCGUCUGCAUACCAGAGACAGAAUGAUAUUCUGGCGAAAGUUCGCCGAGGAACAUCAGCUUGCCUCCAGAAGAACCAAAGAACGCGAUAUCUCUUGCAUCUUUCUUUUUUACUUUGACCUUUCAGCCUUUCUCUUCUGAAUCGAAAAACAUGAAAUUCGGCAUGAAUUUAUAACGAUGCGCGCACCGUUCGGACUGUGAAAGUAAAUUCUUUAGAUAUUCUUUAAAAGGUAUUAAGCAGCAUGUUAAAUUUACUCGGCUAAUGAGAUUGUAUUAACAAGUAUUAUAACCAGCGUUAUAACGUUUGCAACACGAUCAAAUAAUCGUGUUUCACGAACAUUAUGUAAACCGAGAAAAAGUUCAAACUCCCAGAUGCUCGUUAUCGGAAAAACUCUAAGCUAGAAAGAUUAAAAGAAACCGCAUGAAAAUUCUUGCUGGGAGAAUAAAAUAAUAUGGUUGAGAGUGAUUAAGAUAAAAGUACGUAGAAAUGUAUAUAUAUGUAAAAUAAAACGGUGGUAAUGUUCGUAGAAAUAA